UAAAAAUGGGGAAUAGAUGUGAGGAAAUAUUACCUAAUAUGAUGAAAAAAUAGAUCAGUGCAGACAAAAACAAGGUUUAUUGCGCUCUUUUUUUAUCUUGCUUUUUUUUUUUUUUUUUUUAAAGAAGAAGGCCUUUGAGCAGAGGAUGAUGGUGAAAUAUUUAAAAAUGUAAAUAUAUGCGAGGGAAUGGUGAAGCUACUCCUUGCUGGAGCCCGCCCAUGUGCGCUUUUUAUGAUAUAUUUUUUUUCUUCACGUGUGCAACAACUUGUGUGUUUUUUUUUUUCCUCUUCCUGCAGCGUUGCCUUCACUGUCCUUCCUCGCACGCUCCAACACAGUCGGCUUCCUCUCUCUCUCUCUCUCUCUCUCUCUCUCUCUCUCUCUUUCCCUCCUCCUCUUUUUUUUUUCUUCCCUAUUUGUGAAAACGUCACUUGAAGGUCCCUCCCUGUUUGAAUCUCAUUAGUUUCUUGUGUGUUUCUCCCUGUCAAUAAUCCCGAAUCCAGACUCUCUCUAUUUCCAUCCCUCUCUAUCUGUCAAUCAGGGCCGCCUUUGAACUGAAAACCACUCCGACCAACUUCAACUCUCUCAAUCCGAGCGCCGCGGCUCCUUCUCCGGCUUUCCCUUUUUCCGCCAAGAGCCCCCUUUUUCCUUUUCGGGACUUUUUUUUUUUUUUGCGUGUGUGUAUGAGGGACCGCGAACGCCGCACGCUGUGUGAGUGUGUAUUUUUUUUUUUUUUUUUUUUUUAACCGGAGGGGGGGGAAACGCCAGCCGCCACGACACCCCCGAAGUCGCGGAAAGUGGGACUUUUUUUCGACGGCGAGGGGUCCAUUUUUCAAAGUAGGAAAAAGUUUCUCCUUUUGGAGGUCUUCCCCCCACCCCCACUACCGAGAGCAGCAGCAGCAGCGAGCUAGCCGCCUUCAGUGAAGCUCGUGGGGGGGGAGAGAAAAAAAAAAAGAAACACACGCACACGCCAGGGCGAGAAAAUGCCGCAACUUAACGGCGGUGGAGGCGACGACCUGGGCGCCAACGACGAGAUGAUCUCCUUUAAAGACGAAGGCGAGCAAGAGGAGAAAAUCUCGGAGAACUCGUCGGCCGAAAGGGAUUUAGCGGACGUCAAGUCGUCGCUCGUCAACGAGUCGGAAACAAAUCAGAACAGCUCGUCGGACUCGGAGGCGGAGAGACGGCCUCCGCCUCGGUCUGAAACUUUCAGAGACAAAACGCGAGAAAGUUUAGAGGAGGCAGCGAAAAGGCAAGAUGGAGGGCUGUUCAAGAGCCCACCGUACCCGGGCUAUCCGUUUAUUAUGAUCCCCGAUCUCACGAGCCCCUACCUUCCCAACGGAUCACUUUCUCCCACAGCACGCACAUACCUACAGAUGAAAUGGCCCCUGCUUGAUGUUCAACCAGGAGGUCUUCAGAGUAGACAAGCACUUAAAGAUGCCAGGUCCCCGUCACCGGCGCACAUCGUUGGGCCCUUCUGCUGGGAAUUCCCUGGACAGUCAGAUCUGAGCCUUCACCAAUUUCAUUUGUCGAAUAAGGUUCCAGUGGUUCAGCACCCUCACCACGUGCACCCCCUCACACCGCUGAUCACCUACAGCAAUGAGCACUUCACACCAGGGAACCCACCACCACACCUACAGACAGAUGUGGACCCCAAAACAGGAAUUCCGAGGCCUCCGCAUCCUCCAGAUAUUUCUCCUUAUUAUCCGCUGUCACCUGGCACUGUCGGCCAGAUCCCCCAUCCCCUAGGAUGGUUAGUACCACAGCAAGGUCAACCUGUUUAUCCAAUCACAACAGGGGGUUUUAGACACCCCUACCCAACUGCACUCACUGUCAACGCAUCCAUGUCAAGUCUUCUGUCCUCUAGAUUUCCCCCACACAUGGUGCCCCCCCACCACGGUUUGCACACCACGGGUAUCCCGCACCCGGCCAUCGUAACGCCCAACGUCAAGCAGGAAUCCUCCCACAGCGACAUCAGUUCCCUCAACAGUUCGAAACAGUCAGACGCUAAAAAGGAGGAGGAGAAGAAGAAGCAGGUGCACAUAAAGAAGCCGUUGAACGCUUUCAUGUUGUACAUGAAGGAAAUGCGAGCCAAGGUGGUGGCCGAAUGCACGCUGAAGGAGAGCGCCGCCAUCAACCAGAUUCUGGGCCGGAGGUGGCACGCGCUAUCGAGGGAGGAACAGGCCAAGUACUAUGAGCUGGCCAGGAAAGAACGACAGCUCCACAUGCAGUUGUACCCCGGCUGGUCGGCCCGAGACAACUAUGCGGCUAACCAACAGGGGAAAAGGAAGAAGAGAAAAAGGGAAAAGCAGCAAGCGGAGAGCAACGAACACAGAGAAUAUUUUCCAAACCCUUGCCUUUCACUCCCUCCGAUUACAGACCUGAGCGCUCCUAAGAAGUGUCGAGCGCGCUUUGGGCUCGAUCAACAGAAUAACUGGUGUGGCCCGUGCAGGAGGAAAAAAAAGUGCAUUCGCUACAUCCAAGGUGAAGGCAGCUGCGCCAGUCCUCCCUCCUCGGACGGAAGCUUCCCAGACUCCCCCCCGUCCUCGCCCUCCUCCGUGGUCCCGUCCCCCUCGCCAAAAGAGUCCAAACCUCAGACUGAACAAAUGCAACCUCUCUCACUGACUAUGAAACCCGCCCACCAGCCGCUCCUCCCUCACCCGCACCUCUUGUCCAGGCCGCCGGAACACGUGACGGCGGCGGCGGGCGGAAAAAGGCCGGCCCCGGAACCCGGCGACGUCCCGCCCUCGCGGCUGUCGGGCCCCUCGGCGGUGUCCCCCGCGGCGCGGCCCUCGCCGCUGCUGUGUCAUUCCCAUUCACUGCAGCCUCUGUCGCUUGUGACCAAGUCUAUAGAGUAGUCGUCGGACCUUUCGUUUUUUUUGUUUUUUUUUGUAGUCGCCACGUGCUGUUUUUCUGCUUUGAAGCUCAUUGGUCAAUAUUUGACCCGCCAAGGAGCCGUCGAAUUGUCCCAAACAAACAAUUGAAACCAGGAGCUGUGGUCUAGCUCGAUAAAAUGUUUUUGUUUUUCAUAAAUCCUUCUUGUUUUCUGCAAAAGUUGAUUGGAGGUUUUUUUUUUUUUUAUGGUCGCUGGAGAUGUUUUCAAAUUGUGUCCAAAAGGCUCGUACGGUCCAAUUUAGAAGUCAAGAAGCCGGCCGGGUCUUCCAGGUCCUGGUAAUCUGCGAAAGAUGAAUCAAAACAUCGUCACUCUUCUUGCUUGUCGAAGACGUGUUUUCACUCAGAAUCAUUUGGGCUUCUCGAGUCAAGAUAAAAACGUCUUCAACAGCCAAGAAUAUUCUUCUUUUCCGAACUUUUCUGGGUUCAGGGUUUAGGACUGAAGAAGCUUUACCGCGGGCCUCUCGGCCUCCGUUUAGAUGUUCAUCUUGUAUCCCAAAUUCUUCUUCGGUGAAAUUUGAAACCGAAGAGACAAAAUCAUCCGGGUCCUGGUCAUCCACAAAAGGACUCUGGACCCAACUGAAAUUGAACUUUGAUCCAAAAGGCUUCUUGAGUUCUAAAUCUGUCUGAAGAACGUCCAAAUGUUUUAACCGCGCAAAAUUGCAAUUUCCUCCAAAAGAAGUCUUCAUCAAAUUUAGAAUUGAAGGAAUCGGGUCGCCGCAAAUGUUGAAUUGACGCAACUGGACUCUUCUUGGUUCUAAAUUUUCAGUGAAGCGGUGUUUUAUUCAAAGGGUGACCAAGAAGAUUGCAGUUUCUGUGACCCGGAUUACUCUUAAUCUGCAGACUCUUCUCCCCCCCCCCCCCCUUUUUUUUUUUUUUUUUUUUCGUUAUUUUCGUUUGUUUUCUCCUUCAAGCGGACGCAACAAGCUGAAGGCUCGCGUUGGUUCUCCUUCUUUAUUUGUAUUAAAUACGAGCUUGCGAACCAAUCCCGCCCCCGCCCGCAACCCCUUCACACGGCGCACGAUAGCGAGAGGCUCGCGGCGACUGCGCGCCGAGGAACAACUUUGAAUUGUGAUGUUACUUGUUCUUGUUGAAAUGUACAGAAUAAAAGAAAAUUGGGGGUUCGGACGGUCGGGACGGGCUGGUCGGGUCGGGUCGGGGCUGUUGUUAAUUAUGCAUUCUUCCACUGCUUUUUCUUUGUUUACCUUUCGGGGAAGGUUGGGGGUGGGCGGGGGUUCAAGGGGUCGUUAGAUUGAAAAUGUCACCUCGCUAGGACCAGUAGUAUUUAUUGCUUUAGAGAUUUUGCUCGUUGUAUCUUGUACGUGUCUUUUUUGACCUUUGAGUUCCUUUUUUCUUAAAAAAAAAAAAAAAAAGUUGUACAAAUAUUUUUUUCUUAAGGUGUGUAAGUGUAUGCGCGUGCGUGUGUGUGUAAACACACACACACGCACAUGCACACCCACGCGCACACACGACCGAUCCAUUUUUACAAGGUUUUAAAAGGCAUAUUCCCCCCGCCCCAUCUUGUUUUCUAAAAAGCGCUCGUGUACCGUGUAGAUCUCACCAAGCCAACGUAUGCACAUAUUUCGAGAAACGCGUCGAUAAGCCAUUGUACGAAAAAAAGAAAAAAAAAACAAAACAGUGCGUCGAAAGCCCUUCCCUCCGCCAUUUUCACCCCUCAGACUGUUGAUCCGCCGUGUACAGAUUUUUCCGUGCCAAAUUUUCACCAUAAUCCCCCCCCCCCCUCCAGACCACGCUGUAAGGAUCCUCCUCCUCUUUUCUUUUCUUUUUUUUUUUCCAGUUGAGUUCAACGCCAUCCUUUUGCUGUGAUGUUACAUAGAUUGCUAUGUAUGUAGUAUAAAUGUUGCUAUAACAAAUGUGUUUGGUAGCAAAUUGUCAAAUAUUACAAAUUUAAACCUAAUAAUAAAAAUAAAAAAAAUGGCGGGCAUCAUACUGUAUAAAACCCACACGGGCCAAAUUCUGUAUAUUAGGAGGUUCAUAAAAAAAACUAUGAAAUGCAAAAAAAAAAAAAAUAAAAAACAUACACAAACUGCCACUUUGAAGUACACUACUACAUAUAGGUAGGUAGGAAAAAAUAGGCAUGUUGAUGUUGCAAGAGGUUGUAAAAUAUGAAGAAAAAAAAAAAAAAAACCAAGCUACAAAGAGAAAUCAUCCACUCGGUGCCAUUGUAGUUGACAUGACGUCUAUUUCUUCUCUGGUUUAUUAAGAUGCUAAUGAUAAAUAGUUUGAAUGUUUCCUUAACGGCUGUGAUGUUCCUGUUCUCUUUUAUGCUCUUAUCUUUUCUUUUUCUUUUCUUUGUUUGUCCGUUUGUUUCCUUCCCGUUACUUUCAAUGGUUCCCCGAAACCACGUUUUUUGUAAUGAAUCAAUGUUAAUGCUGUACAGUCUCUGUAGCAUGCAGUUCUGUAUUAAUAAAAGAAACUUAGUAUGUG
Messenger RNA from Syngnathoides biaculeatus (alligator pipefish), 5334 nucleotides. It is a transcript of the gene tcf7l2, whose product is annotated as transcription factor 7 like 2. Bases 981 to 2852 code for a protein of 623 amino acids. Gene Ontology annotation, cellular component: catenin-TCF7L2 complex; beta-catenin-TCF complex. Gene Ontology annotation, biological process: canonical Wnt signaling pathway; regulation of transcription by RNA polymerase II. The transcript has 15 exons. Gene Ontology annotation, molecular function: DNA-binding transcription factor activity, RNA polymerase II-specific; RNA polymerase II cis-regulatory region sequence-specific DNA binding. The record is from RefSeq and is a predicted model, not a curated record. NCBI's taxonomy places the organism in Eukaryota, Metazoa, Chordata, Actinopteri, Syngnathiformes, Syngnathidae.